Messenger RNA from Aspergillus luchuensis, 1941 nucleotides. RefSeq names its product S8/S53 family peptidase. Gene Ontology annotation, biological process: proteolysis. The transcript is spliced from 3 exons. Gene Ontology annotation, molecular function: serine-type endopeptidase activity. Bases 1 to 1941 code for a protein of 646 amino acids. The record is from RefSeq and is a predicted model, not a curated record. Lineage: Eukaryota; Fungi; Ascomycota; Eurotiomycetes; Eurotiales; Aspergillaceae.
AUGAAGACAAAAAUCACAAUGGAUCGCAACGGCUGCUUAUUUGAUUGCUCUGAUGCUCAGUUGCACGAAACCAAGCUUGCAAGUGGCAGUGAGUUGAGUGACAAAUUUUGGGACCACCUCAAAGGUGCCCAUCAGUGCCUUCGCGAUUAUCGUCGCUACAACGAUCCAACAAAGCCCGAUAGACGGGUCAAAAUUGCAAUCCUUGACAGCGGUGCCGACUUGAGCCAUCCAAAGAUUAGACAUCAAAUCGACGAGAUCGAAGAAUACAACCCGGAGCCAGUGGUCUUACACAGCUUUGUGGACCUAGAUGGUAGUCCAGACCCUCUUGGCCAUGGCACUCAUAUCACUUCCACAAUCCUAUCUAUUGCAAGCGGUGCAAAGCUCUUUGUGGGACGUGUCGUCGGAAAAGAUAAGAAGGUGGAUCCUGAGGCCUUAGCAGAGGCUAUAAAUCACGCAGUUGAAACCUGGGAGGUAGAUAUCAUAUCAUUAUCUCUUGGGUUCCCAAGGCCAUCAGAGGAUUUGACCAAAUCAAUUCGAAAUGCGCUUCAUAAAGAGAAGCUCAUAUUCGCCGCGGUAUCAAACAACGGGGGGGCUUUGCCAAUUGGCAUAUCAUGGCCAGCACGGGAGACCAAGGUCUUUGGAGUAUUUUCUUCCAAUUUUCACGGAGAAAGAUCGGAAUUCAACCCCAACGUAAAUGACGAUGACACGUUUUCCCGAUACAAGUUUCUCGGCGAGGCUGUAAAAUCAGCGUGGCUAAAUUGCGAAGAAAGGCGGAUGACCGGCACGUCGGUUGCAACACCAAUAGCGGCAUCUACUGCAGCAUUAUUCCUCGAAUAUAUUAGAGGGAAUAUGGUGGCAACACAUGACAUCACAAGCAUGGCUGAAAUUGAGCGUUGUGCAAGGAUGCCAGAUGGCAUGCGCCGGAUAUUUGCCCUAGCGGGAAAAACGAGAGAAACUCAUGAGUUUCUUAGAUACGUUACUCCCUGGUCUCUUCUUGACCAUGAGAAUCAGCGCUUUAUAAUUAAUAGGGUUGAUCAGUCCCUGUUGGAUCUGCAGUUGGUCGACUACGAUAAGAAGUUCGCAAGCCUCGAAAAGGACAGCAGCUCUGUUCGCGGUUUUCUGUCGGAUCAGAAGAAGAGACUGGAUAGCAACCAGAAAACGUUUGAAAACGCCAAAUCUGAGCUGAGAACUCAUGUCCUAAGCAUCUUGGGUGUCACAGUUCUUGGAGCUGGCUCUGUGGAUGUGGCUUUUCCGCUGGCUAAGUGGGUAACUGGUCCCCUGGCUCUCGGAGCGAUAUGGUGGCUUCUUUCUUCUGCAAGAGAUAGUCAAAGUACAAUCUUGACAGAUUUCAAAGAACGAGCGACAGAUGUUAAGCCGACAAUUGGGGAGGCCAUCCAGCUGAGCGAUAAGAAUAAAUCCGAGGGUGACAGGGUGAUGAAUGAGUUACUCAAUCUCCUGGCACGUAUUAUUGAACAUCAUGAGAGCCACACGCAAGUCCCAAAGCCGGAAUCACAUCAGCUGGAAGAGAAGUUGAUGCAAUUGGAACUCCACAUCAUACAAGAAACUGUACUUCAUCGUGCUUCGUCUACGUCACAGAAUGCACAAGUGCAAGAUCUCAUGGUGAAACUCGAAAAAUUGGUCAAUGAAGGUACAGGAAAAGGGCUCUUUGGGGAAGAAUGCGAGCAUAAUGAACUAGCUAAAAGCGCAAUGGAAGUACUCAAUCGGGCAAUAGGAGUUGUCUUGACGGCACAACAAGCUCAGAAAGAGAUCGAUGAAGUCACAAAACAAAUGGAGUCACAAGAGCUGAAAGCGAGCGCGGACCUAGCUGAGAAGAAGAAAAAGGAAAAUGGGGGUAAACUGGAAUGGCUUUAUUGGUUCUUGCUCUGGGUCGGGAUCACUGGAGUUGUACUAGUACUAGUUAUGGCUAUUGUCGCAGCUUAA